Moneuplotes crassus is the source of this 7770-nucleotide messenger RNA. Lineage: Eukaryota; Ciliophora; Spirotrichea; Euplotida; Euplotidae. The record is from the annotation of a GenBank genome assembly.
UCUAAAUGUCAGUCAAAGAAAAGCUUCUGAGAAGGAUCCUGAUUGAUGCAGAGUUCUUCCUCAACAACAUUGAUGGAGAUGACCCUUAUGAUCCAGUUGGUGAUGCAAUAAAUGCAGGGCAGAGGAAUCAUCAUAUAGAUGCUUUAGUAUCUGACAUGAAUCCUGAAGAAUACAAGAAAGCCAAUACAGGUAUAAAUGAAGAUGAUCCAGGACUAGGAGAAGAUAAGUUCUUUGAACUCAUUGCAGAAGCAGAAGAAAUGCUCAAAGCUAAUCUUUUCGAAAAAGAGACCUUUAGGAUUCUCUCAAGAGAGUGCACUAUCUUGUACAUUGAGCUAGCCAUUAGAAGUAACAGAAGAGAUGAACAAGCUGAGGACAUACUCACAUUUUUCUUCAAUCACACUACCUGCGAAGAUCAAUUCUAUUGCAGAGCUUUGCUUGCUCAAGCUACAGUGGAGUUCAGGAAGAUAAAUAAGCAACUUCUAAAAGCUGAAGUGAAUCUUGAACAAACCAUGAAUGCAUGGGAGUAUAUUCAAAAAGCUUUGGAUAUCAUCACUAGACCUGAGAACAAGUCAAGAUAUGAGUUCUUGAUCUACAAUGCCGCUAUAACUACUUAUCAAGUCCUUAGACCCCUCAAUAAGCCAAUCUGGUCUCAGCACUUUGUUGCAAUUCUUGAGAAAAUUUCAAAUUUGCUUGAAGAAAAGGAGGAUGCUGAUUUCAAUCUCAGAAUAAGAUUCCUGAGCUGAGUAUCGAAUGCUUACCUUGACGCUGAAAAGAAAGCUGAAGGACUUAAAUUUCAUGAUAAACUUUAUGAACUAACCAAGAAGGUUAAGGAAUGCUCCUUCCAAGAAGUUAUGAUUAGGAAUAGAAUUCAUAUCUACAGAGAUAACAAUGGACAACUUGGAACUAUAAAGAAGGAUGCUGAGACUGGCUCUGAUCCUCAUAAUAUCAAAGCUUUGUGCACAAUUCAGCAAAUAAAAUCAGACUGUAUUCCAGAGAACCAGGUUGAGAAGGAACUGACUUCAGUUAUGGCCUCUCUUUCUCCCGCCUCAGUAGCUCUAGUUGAAGGAGCCUCUGGAGAAGGAAAUGAAGCUCAAGUCAACAAGAAAUUGAGUAAGUACGAUCAGGAUAGAAUGGCUGAAGCAGGAAGGAUGGCCAUUCAAUAUGAUUUAAUUGCUCUCUGAGAAGGUGCAUGUAAUGUCAUAUCAAGGUCAACUCAAGGAAGUCUCAGAGCUAAGAUUUGGACAGAAUACAAUAAAGCAGAACUUACUCUAAAAAAGAAAGGCAAACUGAUAGAUCCCCACACAGGAAUGAAGCUUAGCCUACAACAGCAGCAAGAUGAAGAAUUUGAAAGAAGGAUUGAAGCUUUGAAGAUUCUCGAAAGAGCAAUGGUAGCAAAUAAAAGCCUUGGAGACCCUGAUGUUAUCAUUGAAGGUUGUGUCCUUAUCUGGAACACUGCUAUCCCACUUCUAAAGUCUUCUACAAGAGGCUAUGUCUAUAAACCAUUCACAUCAGCAUCUAAUAUGUUGGAGCUUAUUCAAGCUAAUGAGAGCAAGCUUAGAGUGUGCCUCUAUCUGGAACUCGCAAAAUUCGAAAUUGAGCAAGACUUCAUCUCUAAAGCUGAGGAACAAAUCAGAAAAGCAAUGCUAAUAGAUUACUCUUUGGCUAAAGAUACUCUCCAAAUAGAGCUAAAUGAAGAUGAUGAGCCUGGAGAUUUCCAAAGAGAGUUUGAAAGAGUUCUCACAAGAAUGAAAAAGUGUAUUGACCUCAGACUCAACAUUCAUGGAGAGCCUGAUACUGAGAUUGAUCAGAUGGUUUUAGACAUUGAAAAUGCCAAAAGUACAGGAAAUAUGUACCUUAGAGAAACCUUGCUUGAUAAAGUCCUUCAGCAACUUCUAGAAUACACAGAGCCUGAGUUUGAACUCACUGAUGAACAAGAAAAAGACCUAAACGAAGAGCAGAAAGAGCAAGAAAGAAUAAAGUUCUCUAAAGAACUACUCAAAGAGAAGAAGCAAAGAAAACAUCUUGCCUCAGAGAUUGCUGACCUUGCAUUUGAUGCUAACCUUAUUGAGCUAGCCUUUGAAGCUGGGAAAGAAAGUAUCAAAGCGGAAUGGGAUCCUCAUAAGGACUCAGACCUUGUAAUUUCACAAUGUAAAUCAAAUUAUAUCGUAGCCCAAUGCUUUGUUGAGAUGCUUCUGGAAGAAGAGAUUGAAAUUGGAUACAAUGAUCUCAUCACUAUUACAGAAGACCAGGAUGAAAGAGAGUUCACAGAGGAAGAUCAUGUUAAAUACCAAGGGUGGAAAAAGAAGUUUUUAGAGCAUAUCCAAUCAGGUGUAAAAUUGGCCAUGUCUACCCUACAACCAGCACUUAUUUUCAAAGGGGCCAUUAUAUUCUGGAAUAACUACCUUCCUAUCUUCAAAAGACUUGACUACUAUGAUGUCGUGCUAAAAGAUGCUGUACCUGUGAUGCAGGAGUGCUUUGAAGGUAUGAACAAUACUUUCACUACUACAAAUUUUGGCACUGGAAAUAUUGACUACAACCUCAAUUUGAAACUGAACGUGUUUACUAACUUUUCUCAUAUCUACUGCAGAAUCCAGGAGAAGGAAAAUAAGGACGAGUCACUAAGAGUGUGUGAGAUAUUGCUUGAGAAGGAUCUUCCUCCUCAUCUUAGAAAAUUAUUCGACACAAUUAGAACCAGAAUUACUAAACAAGCUAAAGGGCCAGAGAAGAAGGAUAAAGGUAAAGGAGGUAAAGGAGAAGCCCCAGCUAAAGAACUCACUGAAACAGAGAUGAUUUCUGCCGAAGUUAUUGGUUUACUAGAGCUGAUUGCUUCAAACCUUCAGUCUGAUUCAAAUGCUGCAUUUAAUAUGGUCAAAGAAGCUAUGGAAAAGCUUACUCCAUGGAAUCCAAAUGACAAUGAAGAAAUAGAGCUUGAACUUCAUGCAGAGUUGUGGUGUAGAUUGGGAAGAUUAUCAAUUUUACUCAAGACCACUGAAGCAGCAAAGAUAGCUCUGUUUUGUGCAAAUAAAGUCUUGAAUGGUAUACCAAAAGUCAAAGAGCAAAAGAUUGAAAACAUUCCAAACACAAGACUGAGAUGGUAUUCUAUCGGAGAAGGGCUUUUUGGAGAAGCGAUAGCUGGACUUGUUGAUGAAUCAGUACAAGACAAAGAGUCAGUUAUCCGUUGCUCUGAGAAUCAAAUCACUCACUUUGUCAAAGGAUGAGAGCUUGCUUCAAAAGCUAAUCUAUCAUUUGUCCUUCUUGAACUAGCUAAACUCCUAUGGAAUGCUGUAAUCCCCAUGCUAGACUCAGCCUUUAACAGAAAGAAGUUGAUUACUCCAAUGUCAAAAGUCCAUGAAUUAUUGAUGAAGGCCAAAGAGAAUAAUGAUCCUGACUUCCUUGUGCUCUUCUACCACGGAAUGUUUACAUGAGUGACUGAGCAAAAGGAAUGGAAGCUUGGUGAAAAGAUGGUGGAUGAAGCCUUCACUUAUGUUCCACAGACCCAUCAGAAGGUACUCUGGGAAGCCAAAGCUCUUUAUCUCUCCAAACUAGGAAAGAAUGUCUUGAAUGCUAUCUCCAACAUGAAAGAGGGAGAUGCCACUCUGCAGGCAAAAGUGUGGGUCAAACUGGCAAAGAUCUUCAGCGAACCAGUAGAACAACAUAUGGCUUAUAACAAAGCAAUCGAGAUUAUGAACAAAGAAGAAAGUGCAGAAGUAGUUGAAAUCCUUAUUGACUACGCUGAAUGGCUGCACAGAAAUGAAUACCCCACUCUGGAUGUGGAAGACCAGCUCCUCCUUGCUGUAGAUGUUCUGCUUGAUCUCGAACCUGGAUGGGAUGAAGGAGAAGAUGAUGAGAAAGAUGAAGAAGAGAAAACCAAGACUAAGUCAAGAAAAUCAAGAGGUAGCAGAGCUUCCAGAGUUUCUAAGGCUAAAUCAAGAAUGUCCAAGAUGAGCAAGAGAACAGGAAAAUCUAUCAGGAAAUCUGUUGUAGGAAAAAGUGCUGUAAGUAGAGCUAGCAAGAGAACAGCAAUGUCUAGAACAACCACGAGAACUAAGAAGACCACAACUGCUUUGAGUAAGAGGGAAAAUGAAGACCCUCAGCCCUUAUUCAUGAACGUGUCUCACUUUGAUAAGCUUUUCAGGAUUCAUUCGAUGCUUACUUAUAUCUCAUAUGAUCAGAAAGAGAUAGCCCUUGAUGCUCAGUUCUUUAUCAUGAAGAUCUGGGAGUUGUCCUAUAAAACACUUAAUGCAAUGAAUUUCCUAGAGAAGCAUAAGGAUCAGGCUGAAAAGCUUGGAUUUAAUGAUCAAAAUCCAGAAGCAAGGUCAAACUUCUACAACGAAGUAUUUACUAACCCUGAAGUAGAAAUUCCUGAAUUGUAUACCUCUCCGGAGACACCUGAAGGUUGGAUUAGCUACGAACCUCAGGAAGAACUUUUAGAGAUGUGUAAAAAUCAUGAAGAUAAAACAAUGAUUGCUAAAUGGGCGUUCCAAAAACCUGAAAUAACUUUGUACCACAUUGUCCAGAUCAUUGAUCUUUUGGAGGCCCAUUAUCUACAUAUCCAGAUGAUCCCAAUUCUGAAGUUUGGAAAGGUAUUCACCUCCCUUGUAGUAGAAAAUGAAUACUAUAAAGAUAUCUUUGAAUUAAGACUUAUAAGAAUAACAUAUGGUUUUGGAACUGUCAAAGCUAAUUCUGAGAUCACAAAGAGCAUGCAAAGGCUGGCUCUGACAGAAUCGAUGAAACAAAAGCUAAUACAAGAGAAUAGUUCAGGAGGAAUGACUGCCAAACCAGACAUGAAAAGUAAGGAAGUCAACUUCCCUACAGUUGACAAGAAAGAUCCCUUUGGUAUUGAGAAGAUCAAGACUCACGAAGUCUGGAAGGAAGCAGCCAAGGAAUUACUCAAAUUUGGAAAUUAUCUUCAAGCUAAAGAUUUGAUACUAGAAUCAAUGCUUCAUGCAAGAUUGCUCAAAGAACAAAACAAUUACUCUGAGUGCUUACAUUUGCUGAGCAGAAUUGCUGAACUUGAAGGACAAAGUUCUAGUGCAAUUAAAUUAGGAAUGUAUUGUCUGAAUUACGCGAAAGAUAUCAAGUUAAUCUGCAAUUCUGUGUCAACCUCUCUCAGACAUUGCAUUGCUCUGGGAAAUAAUGAAGCUAAUAUCUUAAUGGAGAAAUCAUUAAAUCAUUUCAAGAGAAUUAGAGCUACAGUUGAUGAUAAAAUGAUUGUGCCUGAAAUAUCUUUUGCAUUACAACAUGUAUACUUAGACUGAGUCCAUUGGGAAGUCAUCCAGCUUGAUAAAAUUGGAGAUGAUAUAGAGGCGAAAAAUGCAAAACUCAAUGAAAUCUCAAGUCACCUUGACAACUAUGAUACACUUGUUCAUCAAUCAGGCACAAGGAUAGAACAUGUUUUAAAAACCUGUGAGAUUUCCAAGCUAUUAUACCAAUGCUUGGAGACUAACAAUAGUUUUAGUGAUGAAUCGAUCAAUCACUUAGAAACAAGACUUGAGAAGGGAGCUAAGUUAUUACUCCGUGCUCAGGAGCACAUUACUUCUCAGGUACCUUUACUCCCUAAUAGUCCAAUAUCUCCUUCUUCAAGAUCUAUCUCGCAUCCUCUUAAGAGACUCUUCGGAAUCAUAAAGCUCCGUUUGGCUCAAGCUAAUUGUGAAAUUGGUGUUUUCAGGACCUCUCUCAAGACCCAAGUUUCAGCAGAAGGUAGCCAGAAUAAGAGAGUUAUUGAAGAUCAAUUCCUUGAACUCAUCACUAAGCAGAUAGAUGCUCAAAACAGAAAUGUCAAGGUUGACCUGAGCAUCUAUGAAAAGAGCAUCGUCCUCCUAAACAACGCUAUGAACUUGCUAGACUCAAGAUGUGAAGAGUACUGAGAAUGUGUCGUUGAAAUUGCGAGGUGUAAAAGACUCCUUGCUUUUGAAAAGAAACAUAUCAGAAGUGUCUGGCGCCAAGACGCUAAUGAAAUCAAUGAUGCCCUCAACGAAAGUCUUGUCGAUGAUGAAAAAGAACCAGACGAAGACUUUGAAGAUGUCAAUGCUAACUAUAAGGAAGAAGCCAUUAAGUCCUUUGUUGAAAUUCUUUCUAAUCUUGGCCUGAUGGCAAGGAUUAUAAGUCAUUUUGAUCUUGGAAGACAAAAUUUACUGUCAAAAUUAGCUCUAGAAUAUGCAGAAUGUAAAGGAAAUACUAACAAAGAGCAAUGCUUUGCAUCAUUAGCUCUGUAUCAAUAUGCUAUUUCAAGAAAAGAGUUGUUAGAUUUCUUCAUUAAAGCUUGUGAUUCAAACCAUCCUGAUCUUCUCAGAAGAAUGCAAGUUGAAAGAGCCAAGACUGAGUUUAAGAGCUAUAGCUCUCCUGAGUUCCCAAAGGUGAUAAAUGAGAAUGAAAAGAAACUUUUUGAAGAUAGUAAUGGCUUCAAAAAUAUAAACGCUUCCUUUAAUUUCACAGAGGAGAUCAAAAAGACUCUUCCUCAUUCAAGUGGAUAUCUGAUUCUCCAGUUUUCCAAAAACAUGCAAAGUCUGUAUGUUGGAUUUGCAAAAGUAGAUAAAGAUCAGAAAUAUGAAUAUUAUCUCACAAAACUCACUUUGUCAGAUUCAAUUAUAGAGGAACUGAAUGCCAUUAAAGAAAGAAUAGUCUCUCUUCAUAGUUACAUGUACAAAACUCCUAUUACGAUCCAGGAAGAUUUGGAUAUUAUAGAGAAAGAUGCUGAGGAAGAGCUCCAAUCUAUCAUCUCUCAGACCCAAGACUUCCUAAAGCCUGUCUUUAGCCAACUCGAUGGGAUAAUUAAUCCUGUUAUAGAAGAAAAUGAAGGGGAAGAAGAUAAAGAAGCUCCUCCAGAGCCUAAAUAAAGGAAAAGAUGCUGCUAAAGAUAAUAAGAAAGGAGCUAAAGAUGAGCUUCCAAAAUAUGAAAGCAACCUCCCCCUUCCUACCUCUGGGAUAGAAUCUAUGGUAUUGCUUCUUGAUUCAAGAUUGAGUCCUUUACCUAUUGAGGCUUGUGAAAUAUUCAAAUCCAUCCCUGUAUUGACAAGAGAUUUCUCAUUGCAUAUGUAUACUAACAGACUAAUGAAUCUUGGCCAUAAAGCUGAACUUCACAACAACAAUGGUAUUGCAAAGGAUAGCAUCAAGUACAUUUACGAUAUUCCUAAGAGUAUUUCUGAGAAAUUUAAAGAAGACAUUAUUGAUCAGCAUACCAAGCUAGUCCAAGGAUCUACUUGGAGUGGAGUUGAAACCUCUGACCAUAUCCCUUCAGAUGGUGAGUGGCAAAGAAUGCUGAAGGACUCUUCCCUCUUCACAUAUUUCUCACUGACAUGUCUUCUGCAUGUGUACUCUCCUGAGAAGCUAUCUGAAACUAUUAGCAUUACAAACACCAAUGCUGCUAUUAUAUUGGACAGGAUGAACUCCUUCAAGCCUUUGAUUAACAAAGAUGUGUUGAUAAGUGAACACUUUAAAGAACAAGACCAGCCUGAGCAAACAGCUGCAUUGCUCUCAAUAAUGGGUCUCAACUCAGUCCUGAUCAACCAAUGGGCAAUUUGUCCAGAAGAGAAUAUGAGAAUCUACAAACAUGUUCUUGAAGAAAUGGGGGUUAACGGAAAAUAUAUUGGAGCUUCAGUCCAAAGACAUGAAGAAAAAGUUACAGAGACCAUUGAAACCCAAGAGAACCAAGCAGAUGAAGUUAUUGAGAAGAAGGUGCCAAGGAAGGCAAUCUACAGACUCAAUACAAUUUGCUAUGGAGUACCUCUGAAUAGGAUCAGUUAAUUCCUGAGAUUCAAUAUUUUGAUUGCG